Xyrauchen texanus (razorback sucker) is the source of this 1584-nucleotide messenger RNA. RefSeq names its product tripartite motif-containing protein 54-like. Gene Ontology annotation, molecular function: zinc ion binding. The transcript has a single exon. The record is from RefSeq and is a predicted model, not a curated record. Lineage: Eukaryota; Metazoa; Chordata; Actinopteri; Cypriniformes; Catostomidae. The coding region runs from base 104 to 1168 and encodes 354 amino acids.
ACUCCGUUACAGUUGCGCUGCAGCUUUUUUUUUUUUUUUUUUCUCAACCAAGCGCUACAGCCACUAAAGUGAUACAGAAAAAGGUGACAAAGCCUUUACUGACAUGGAAAUUCAGCGAACUGCCUCCUUGUUGGGGUCUCCUGGCUCCAUGGAGAGCCUUGAGAAACAGCUGAGCUGUCCAAUCUGUCUGGACAUGUUCACCAAACCAGUGGUGAUCCUGCCAUGUCAACAUAACCUCUGCCGAGGAUGUGCGAGUGAUCUCUAUGACUCUCGAAACCCUUAUCGUUUCUCUGGUGGUGUCUUCCGGUGCCCUACGUGUCGUUUUGAAGUGGUUCUUGAUCGUCACGGUGUACAUGGACUUCAAAGAAAUCUUCUAGUGGAGAAUAUAAUUGACAUAUACAAACAGCAACAAGAGGGUGGAGGUGGUGGCGGCGGCGGCGGCGGCGGCGGCGGAACCUCAGAAUCUUCUAUAAGCCCCAAGAGUUCCAAGGAGCUGAUGUGCCAAGAGCACGAGGAUGAGAAAAUAAACAUUUACUGUGUGACCCACCAAAUUCCCACUUGCUCCAUGUGUAAGGUGUUUGGGCAGCAUAAAGACUGUGAGGUGUCACCACUCGCUAGUGUCUACCAGGCUCAAAAAGGAGAGCUGAGUAAUGCUAUUGAUGCUCUUGUGGCAGGGAAUGGUCGCCUUCAGGCUCUGCUUAACCAGAUGGAGGAAGCCUGCACAGCCGUUCAGGAAAACGCUCAACGUGCCAAGCAAAAGCUUGGUGAACGUUUUGAUUCACUGUAUGCAGCCUUAGAAGAGCGGAAGAAUGCCCUCUUGGAACGUGUUGGUAAGGAGCAGGAUGAGAAGAUCGCUGCCCUCAGGAGUCUGGCUAGGCGUUAUGGAGAUCAUCUUCAGGCAGCCACGGAGUUGACCGACACAGCAGUACGUGCAUUGGAGCAAAGUGGUGCUGCAGAGUUCUUGCAAGCCUCCAAGAACCUGAUUGCACAGACAAAGGAUGCAGCGAAGGGAUCACUGGGUGAAGAAAGGCCUGAGCCAGGCUUUGAGAGAAUGGACCAUUUCACUCUAGAUACAGAACAUGUGGAAACUUUGUUGUCCAAGAUGGACUUUGGGGGAGAAGAUGAUGAGGAAUAUGAAGAUGCUGAAGAUGAGGAGGAAGAGGAGUAAAUGGAUAGCACUGAAGGAAAAGUGUCAAACUUGAAUGUUGAUGUUAAUGCUGGUGAUUAAAAAGGAUGUAAAGAAGGACAAAAUUAACAAGGAUGAAGAACCACAGACCGUGACAAUGACAAUAUGUUACUGAGGUUUUAAUGUUUGUAUAUCACUGCUAAGCAGUGUAAGCAUUUCAACUCAUAUGAUCAUAAGAAUAUUUCAGAGUAACAUUUUAUUUAGGUGCCAUUUUUAUACUUUUCUAUUUUAGUUCAUAUCCUUCCGUUGUCACUGUAGGAGUAAUCUUUCUACUUUUACUGUACUGAGAACGAGAAAUGAAAUAUGACUCAUUAUGUUUAUCUUAUUUUACUAUAUGUGAUCCUGUAUGUUCUGUUUUCUCAUGUGUGGACUUUUUUGUGAAAUAAAAUGUUUGAAUA